GGUCCAUCCAAUAUGUUUCUAUACAGAAGAAGACGACGACUCUACUUUUACUAAAGUUGACUGACUUCAUUAUAUAAUCAAUAAGUAUGGAUAGGAAGAAGGCACAGCAAAAACCAUAACCACAAACUUAAAAUACCAACAUCGUUUCAUAUCUCUUUUCUCGUUAGUUACCAUGGCAGAAUCAUUUGCCUUUGAUAUUGCUCGUUCACUGUUAGGAAAACUUGCAUCUUAUGCUUAUGAAGAAGCUUCUCGUGCCUAUGGUGUGUAUAAAGAUCUACAAGAGUUCAAAGACACUCUCUCAAUUGUCAGUGGUGUAUUGUUGGAUGCUGAGUGCAAGAAGGACCAAAAGCAUGGCUUGCGUGAAUGGCUGAGGCAGAUUCAAAAUAUAUGCUAUGAUGCUGAAGAUGUAUUGGAUGGAUUUGACUUGCAAGACAAGCGAAAACAAGUUGUGGAAGCUUCUGGAAGCACACGGGUGAAGGUACGCCACUUGUUUUCUUCCUCUAAUUCACUUGCUUUCCGUUUUAAAAUGGCGCACCAAAUCAAAGAGAUUAGGGAUAGAUUGGAUAAGGUGGCAGCGGAUGGGGUCAUGUUUGGUCUUACAAAUGUUGAUCCCGGACUCGUUGUGCAACAAAGAGAAAUGACAUAUCCUGAUAUUGAUACUUCAAGUGUAAUAGGAAGGAAAAAUGACCAAGAUCAAAUUAUCAAUCUUUUGAUGCAGCCACAUCCUCGCGGAGAUGGUGAUGGUGAUAAUAGUCUCUGUGUCAUUCCAAUAGUGGGAAUUGGAGGUUUGGGAAAGACAACACUUGCAAAGUCGGUGUUCAAUGAUAAGAGGAUGGAUCAACUUUUCCAGUUGAAGAUGUGGGUGUGUAUCUCCGAUGAUUUCGACAUCAGAAAGAUAAUCAUUAAAAUCAUCAACUCUGCCACCUCUUCCACUUUAACUUCGUCUUCAGUACCAUCGAGUGGUCUUGCUCAAUUAGAAAACAUCAACAACUUAGAUAUUGUGCAGCUAGUAAGUCGUCUCAAACAAAAACUUUCUGGUCAAAAGUUUUUAGUUGUGUUAGAUGACGUAUGGAAUGAUGAUCGUGCAAAGUGGCUUGAAUUGAUCGAAUUGAUAAAAGUUGGUGCACCAGGAAGCAAAAUUAUCGUGACAACACGCAGUAACUCAAUUGCUUCAAUGAUGGGUGAUGUUUUUCCUUAUGUUUUAAAAGGUCUUUCUCCAAAGGAUUGUAUAUCUCUGUUUGUCAAAUGGGCAUUCAAGGAAGGCGAAGAAAAAAAUUAUCCAAAUCAAGUAGAGAUUGGAAAAGAAAUUGUGAAAAAAUGCCAAGGGGUUCCACUAGCCGUGAGAACUUUAGCAAGUUCUCUCUUCUCAAACUUUGAUAUAAGUAAGUGGGAAUUUGUUAGGGACUCUGAGAUGUGGAAUUUAGAACAAAAGAUUAAUGAUAUUUUACCUGCGCUAAAAUUAAGUUAUGAUCAAAUGCCAUCAUAUCUGAGACAAUGUUUUGCUUAUUUUUCCCUUUAUCCCAAAGAUUAUAUCUUUAAUAGUUAUGACAUAGGUAAUCUUUGGGUAGCCCUUGGAUUAGUUCAAUCCCUAAAUGGAAGUGAAAAGCUGGAAAGUAUUGCAAGGAAAUAUAUUGAUGAGAUGCAUUCAAGAUCAUUUAUUCAGGAUGUAAAGGAAAUUGGCUCAAUUUGUGAGUUCAAAGUACAUGAUUUGAUACAUGAUCUUGCUUUGUAUGUUUCUAGAGAGGACUUUGUAGCGGUAGACUCGCAUACUCGUAAUAUACCUCAGCAAGUAAGGCAUUUAUCAGUUGUUAAAGAUGAUUCACUUGACCUUGAUUUGUUCCCUAAGUCUAGAAGUGUGAGAAGUAUACUAUUUCCCAUCUUUGGAGUAGGUCUUGAAAGUGAAAGUCUUCUGAAUAAAUUGAUGUCGAGGUACAAAUAUUUGCGUUAUUUGGGUUUAAGUGAUUCUUCAUAUAAAACCAUGCCCAAUUCAAUUGCAAAAUUAGAGCACCUGCGAGUUCUCGAUCUUUCUCGCAAUGGCAAAAUCAGAACACUACCAAAUUCCAUUUGCAAACUCUUACAUUUACAAGUUUUGGAUCUCGGUGGGUGCACGGAGUUUGAAAAUUUGCCUAAAGGAUUAGGGAAGCUAAUCAGCCUUCGCAGUCUAACUGUAACCACAAAACAAUCUGUUUUGCCACAUGAUGAAUUUGCAACCUUGAUCCAUCUUGAAUUUUUGUGUUUUCAUUAUUGUGGCAACAUAAUGUCUUUGUUUAGACAUCAACUCCCUUCCGUUGAAGAACUGCUUAUUGUAUCAUGUAGUAGGCUAGAGUCCUUACCACUAUAUAUUUUCCCUGAAUUACAUACUUUGACCAUUGACAAAUGUGAGAAGUUAAACCUGUUGUUGAACAAUGAAAGUCCAAUCCAAACAUUGAAGAUGAAACAUUUGUAUCUCAUGGGUUUGCCAACGCUUGUGACAUUACCUGAAUGGAUUGUAUGUGCCAUGGAGACUUUAGAAACCUUAGCAAUCAAAAGACUUCCUAAUCUAAAGAGGCUUCCAGUGUGUCUAUCUACAAUGACUCGUCUUAAAAGGCUCUUCAUAGUUAACUGUCCUCAACUGUUGAGUCUUCCAAGUAACAUGCAUCGCCUCACCGCCCUUGAACGUUUGCACAUAUUUGGUUGUCCUAAGUUGAGCAGAAAAUUCCGGGCCCAAUCUGGUGAGUACUGGCCCAUGAUUUCUCACAUCAAAAGUGUUUUUAUUGGAAAAUCAAAAGGACAUGAAGUGAAGUUGAAGACAUCGACCUUGAAGACAAUGUAGAUGAUGAAACAGGAAGGGUAAAAGGCAUAUGCACUUCAAGGGUCACAAGAGAGAGCAGAGCAGUAGUCGAUGGCGAUGGAAAAGAUGAAUGCAGCUUUAAGGUUUCUCAAGAUGUGUGCAUUAGCAUAUCUUUUUAAUGUAGCCAAUUAAUUGAAAAGGAUUACUCUCUGUCAUCCUUUAUUUUCAGUACUCAAAAACAUCUUUAAUUAUUUGUACUUAGCAUUUUGUAUUUUAUUGAAUUUAAAGGUAAUUUAAUUAACCAUGAAUUAUA
Molecule: messenger RNA, 3083 nt
Organism: Medicago truncatula (barrel medic)
Lineage: Eukaryota; Viridiplantae; Streptophyta; Magnoliopsida; Fabales; Fabaceae
Product: disease resistance protein RGA2
Exons: 2
Coding region: 173-2812 (879 amino acids)
Molecular function (GO): ADP binding
Source: RefSeq, a predicted model, not a curated record